Messenger RNA from Saccostrea cuccullata (small rock oyster), 444 nucleotides. RefSeq lists its product as uncharacterized. Gene Ontology annotation, molecular function: protein binding. The record is from RefSeq and is a predicted model, not a curated record. Bases 1 to 444 code for a protein of 147 amino acids. The transcript is spliced from 3 exons. NCBI's taxonomy places the organism in Eukaryota, Metazoa, Mollusca, Bivalvia, Ostreida, Ostreidae.
AUGGCAGUCGUAUCUUUCAAAAGGAUGAAUAAGCUAAGAGCGAUUCUCCUUGUCGUGUGCAUUCUGCUGGAAGUGCAGGCAAAAGAAGGUACACAAGACUUCAUCGAUAAAUACAACAGGUACAACACAGUCUGUAAAAGAAUGGGAUAUCAGAAUAGGAACUGUUCAGGAAAAGAGAAAGCGCCUGAAGAUGGUCUGUUCUCAUUUAUGUGGACCAAUGUAACAAAGGGUGGAAAACAAUUCCACACUGAAAUUGUUCUCAACGGUAAAAUUAUUGGUUAUAAUCAUGUCAAUGGAGUGUCAGGCAGUUCUCACUGGGCGUCCGGAACUUCAUCAGCUGUAAUAAAAAUGAAGAGGAAAGACGAAGUUUGGAUAAGAACAGAUGGUUCGUUUGGAUUGUAUGCUUAUGCUGACUGGUCAUCAUUCACUGGAUUUAAAUUGUAA